AUAUAAAUAAAUUGAACUUUAUUUAAUAAUAAAAAUCCAAGAGUUAAUUGGAAUACUUUGGUUUCUAAUUUAUUCAUAACUGAUCUUGAUCUGAUGAGGCUUUGUUUGUUUUGUUGCAGGAGAUAGAAGAAUUCGAAAAUGGUGGUAGCAGAGGCGGAGAUGAACAACAACUCCCAGGGAGAAGUGGAAUCGCCGGUAAUCCAAGUGGGAGAGCAGCAAGCCGGGAAGAACAACCACCACCCAUUCUCCUCCCUCGGGAGACAAUCAUCCAUAUAUUCUCUGACCUUAGAUGAGUUCCAGCACACACUGUGUGAGAGUGGCAAGAACUUCGGAUCCAUGAACAUGGACGAGUUUCUUAGUAGCAUAUGGAAUGCAGAAGAGAACCAAGCCAUAGUAAACUCUUCUAACAACAUCACCAAUAAUAACACACCACUAGGUGAAGCUUCUUCUGCGAUGAUGAGGGAACAGCAGCAGAGUCUCCAUCGGCAAGGAUCACUCACUAUUCCUGCGCCUUUAAGCCGGAAAACCGUGGAGGAGGUUUGGUCUGAAAUACAUAAUAAAGUGGAACAGACUCAGCAGCAACAGCAGCACCAUCAUCAGCAGAGCAAGAGCAGCAACAGCAAUGGCGCCAUGCAUACAGAGAUUACUUAUCGCCAGCCAACCUUUGGGGAGAUGACUUUGGAGGAUUUCUUGGUCAAAGCAGGGGUAGUUCGGGAACAAUGUGCAAUGCCGGGGAUACCACAACCACUAGCAGCUUCUCAUCACCAUCACCAUCCUCAUCAUCAGCAGCAGCAGUAUGGGGUGUAUUCUGGUAACAACUCUGCAGCAAUGGCUCCUUCUUCUUUUGUUGGAAGGACUAUUAUCGGUGGUGGUGCUGUGGUUGCGGCUGCUUCGCCGUACCAGGCAGAGCCUUCUGGAUACCCUGGGAGUAGUGGCAAGAGGGAUGGUGGCGGCGGAGCAUACUCUACACCGGGUUCCGCCGGCGGGAUUUGUUAUGGAGGGAGGGUGGUGAAUGGAGGGGGUGGGUACGGGGUAGGGCCCUUGAGCCCGGGCUCUUCGGACGGGGUGGGCGCUGGGGAGGGUCAGUAUGGGGUUGAGAUGGGUGUGUUGAGGGGACGCAAGAGGAUGGUGGAUGGUCCUGUCGAGAAGGUCGUCGAGCGACGGCAGCGGAGGAUGAUUAAGAACAGAGAAUCUGCUGCUAGAUCCAGAGCCAGAAAACAGGCGUACACAGUUGAAUUAGAAGCAGAACUCAACCAACUGAGAGAAGAGAACGCCCAACUUAAACAGGCGCUGGCCGAGUUCGAGAAGAGAAGAAAGCAACAGUGUUGUGAGGAGGAAAUGAACGUUAGAGUUCAAACCAAAGCUCAGAAGGCAACAGAGAAAUUGAGAGCAUUGAGAAGGAACCAAAGUUGUCCUUUGUGAAAAUUGUGCGACACGACUUCAUGCCAGUGGUAGCAACCUAACCAGCAUAACCUUGGAUUCUAGAAGUGGGCAUUGGAUUUGGUCUUAUUCCAUCUUCUUGUUUGGUUGAUCGACCACACAAAUUUCCACCUGCUAAAUUAAAGCAAGCAAGGAAACGAGAGAUCAGAAUGGAACAGAAAAGAUGUGAAAUUGUGAUUUUGAUUUGAUAUUUUAGCCAAUGCAAGUUCACGAAUGUAUAAUAUAGC
Molecule: messenger RNA, 1667 nt
Organism: Arachis stenosperma
Lineage: Eukaryota; Viridiplantae; Streptophyta; Magnoliopsida; Fabales; Fabaceae
Product: protein ABSCISIC ACID-INSENSITIVE 5
Exons: 4
Coding region: 139-1422 (427 amino acids)
Biological process (GO): positive regulation of DNA-templated transcription
Cellular component (GO): nucleus
Molecular function (GO): DNA-binding transcription factor activity
Source: RefSeq, a predicted model, not a curated record